CGUUGUCCGUCCAACAUGCGCGCGGUGGGCAAUUCAAAAGGCACAGUCUACAUCAUGGCUCUCAGUAGGAUGGUCGCUUCGCGGUGUCUGCUGCUCAGGAACUGCUCGGUUCUGGGCGCACUCGGUUCUGGGCCCGGUCCCGUGGCGACGUGCAGUGAACCGCCAAAACAAGUGCGAUGGAUUAGUGCCAGUUCUAGGGCCGGUGAGAAGUUGGCCUUGGCCAAGGCAGAAACGAAGGCAGUCCAGAAACAUGACUUCAAUCGAGCCGUUAGCGAAGCGGAACAGAUCGUGGGUUAUCCGACGUCGUUCUUGAAUCUACGGUUUUUGCUCAGUGACGAAAUCGCCAAUGUGGCGCUCCAUCUCCGAAAGCUGGUUGGAAGCAAUCAUCCGUUGCUCAAGUCCGCCAAAUCGCUCAUCUACAACGACAAAAGCCAGCAGGCAUGGGGACUGAUCAUACUGCUGAUAUCCAAAACUGCUGGACACACAGCUUCCGUUCCGGAAAUGGACCAGGAUCGCAGCGUCGGCGUACUCCACUCGCAGCGUGCCCUGGCCGAAGUUACGGAAAUGAUCCGCAGCUCCCAGUUGAUCCAUCAGGGCGUGAUCAAUCUGCAAUCGAUGGACAAUGCGGGAAAUAAUCUGAGCGGCGACAGCGACAUGGUUUUUGGGAACAAAAUCGCUCUUCUGGGAGGAGAUUAUUUACUGGCGCACGCCAGUAAGCAAAUCGCUUCCUUGAGAAACCAAGAUUUAAACAUGCUGAUGACAUCCGCUUACCGAGACCUGGCAGAAUCGGCUUUUAUUGGUGAAAGUGACGACCAGAACAACCCGAUCCCAUCGAAGCCGGACACGCCUCCCGGUACGAACUCUCACGAAUGCACACUCGAAGAACUGGACUUUGGAGACGUACGCGACAACAUGGAACCGAUGCGUGUUGAAGGAGUGAUGGGACAUCCGGAAAAGGAGUGGUCCCUGCGGCACGUCCUCGGCGGGGGCAGCCUGCUUGGCAAAAGUUGCCACGGCGCUCUAAUGCUUGCUGGUCAUCCAGAAGAAUUGCAAAAACAGGGUUACCUCUUUGGGAAGCACAUGUCCUUGGCUUGGCAAGCGUCAAUCGAGUUGCAACCGUUUCUGCUCAAUCAGUUACCUCUAGGAAACACCUUCAGUCUGGUGUCGGCUCCGGUUCUGUUUCACUUGGAGUUCGAUCCAAGCGUUUACGAGCUCAUCGAACCGGGCAAGAAUUCAAUCGAAGACGUGGACUACGCUGCCCUGCAUCAGGAAAUCAUCCGCGGGCCGGGCUUGGAUAAGACCAGGAACCUCCAGAAGAAGCACAGUAUGGCAGCGAUGAAUGUUUUGGACCGGUUUCCGACGACCGAUGCCCAGACGGCACUGCAGAACAUCAUACUGGCGAUGCAGCAACUGUAACAAUGGAACCUCAAUGUAGAUAUAAGUCCCUGUAUGUGAUUAUGCUAAUUAUAUAAUAGAUAUUCUGUCAGUGUUUACAACUGGAUGUUUUUUUAGAAUAAUGAUGCAUAAAAUAUUCGUAUCGCGUGUAUAUAUGUGUACAACUGAAUUGUAACUUUGAAUAAGAAUAAAUUUUUCUUUGUUAUUUUAUUAUACUCAA
This is a messenger RNA of Armigeres subalbatus, 1615 nucleotides long. Its product is annotated as all trans-polyprenyl-diphosphate synthase PDSS2-like. Lineage: Eukaryota; Metazoa; Arthropoda; Insecta; Diptera; Culicidae. Gene Ontology annotation, cellular component: transferase complex; mitochondrion. The coding region runs from base 16 to 1416 and encodes 466 amino acids. Gene Ontology annotation, molecular function: prenyltransferase activity. Gene Ontology annotation, biological process: isoprenoid biosynthetic process; ubiquinone biosynthetic process. The transcript is spliced from 4 exons. The record is from RefSeq and is a predicted model, not a curated record.